Messenger RNA from Miscanthus lutarioriparius, 2595 nucleotides. The record is from the annotation of a GenBank genome assembly. NCBI's taxonomy places the organism in Eukaryota, Viridiplantae, Streptophyta, Magnoliopsida, Poales, Poaceae.
AUGCGAGCCUCCAACGGCCGCCGCCUCCACGAUCCGAAGCCCCCUUCAUUCCUUCCCCUCCCCUUUGCCCCGCGCACCACAACGCCGCGACCGCCGCCCCCCUCCUCGCCGCCGCACGCCAUCCCGCCGCUCAACUUCCGCUACCUCAGCACCUGUCCACGCUGGUCUUCCUGGGUCGCCGCCGCACUCCGCGACCCCGUGUUCGCGCCCAUCCUCGCCUCGUCCGCCAUCUCCGGCGCCGUCGCCGCCUCCACCGCCGCUGUCUCCCCCGACCGCGCGGCCCUCUCUGCUCUGCUCUCGCUCUGGGACCCGGGUACCCACGCAUUCCGUCUCCCAGCGGGCCCCGCCACCUUCACACUCGAGGAUGCGCUCGUCCUCGCUGGUCUGCCGCCCGCCGGCGCGCCGCUGGACCGGACCCUCACGCCAGAGGAGGAUGACCUUCGCGUCCGCCUCGUCGUCGAGAGGGAGAAGAUCAAGGAGCUCCACCCCUGCGCCCGCGCCGCGCGCCGCGUGUCGGCGGAGGUAUGGCUCGAGUGGUUCGACGGCGGUGGCAUACGGCCCGGAGAGGACGACGAGCUGCGGCGGCUUGGGUUCCUCGCCUACUGGCUCGCCUUUUUUGUCACGCCAAGGCUGCGGUCGAGGGGUGGCGAGCUGCCGGUGCGCGUCUUCGCACUUGCUGCGAGGCUUAGUCUUGGCGAGCGCAUUGCCCUUGGCCAGUCGAUGGUAGCAAAUCUAUAUGCGGAAAUGGAUAAGAUUGUUGCUUCCGCUGUGGACAGUGGGGUGUGUGGCCGUCUAGAUGUCUAUGUGCCGCUCUGGAUGCUGCAGGUGUGGAUGUGGGAGCGCUACAAGAGGCUGUGCCCGCCUGAGCUGAAGGCGCCACAGUUCCCCAUCUCCAAUGUCAGGGUAUUGCAUUGGAGCCGGAGGAAGAAGACGAGCACAUCCGAGGAGGUUCUAAAGAUUUUGCUGGACGAAGUAUGCUUUGAGUGGAAGCCCUAUCGGUACAACUCCCUGAACUGGAUGGAUCCCAAGUGGUUCAAUAUGCACACCAUUUUGGUGACCUGUCAUGAUAAAGAUAAGCCAGAGUGGUUGCUGGAUUACAUUGCUGUUAUCAGUCAAACAAUGUUGACUGGGUUUCAUAGUGAUGACACGGACAAUUCAGUACUGUACAAUCCACAGCUUGUUGCGAGACAGUUUGGUUAUGAUCAGGCUGCUCCUGUGUCUAUUGCCAGGGAAAUUUACUUUGUGGGAACCGAGUUGUGGAUACCAAGUAUCAGUAGAUACGGAAUGCCUGGUGAAGAUUAUGUUGCAUGGUGCAGCAGUGGGCGGUUCUACAAGCAUCAAGAUGAUGAUCAAUAUGGUUGCUCGGUGGUACGAGAUCAUGAAAAUGGGGCUACUUCGUCGCAACUGAAUGUAAGUGAGAAAUGUGAUGCAGUGCCAGCACUUGAUCAAUUUCUUACACAAGUCACUAAGAGAGACCAGAUCAAUUACAUUGUAGAAGAGCAGCUGGGGAUAAUGGAUAAUGGAAGUCAUGAGAAUGAAACAAAGGUGAUUGUCUGUGGCCUUGCUACUUGUGUUAAGGACAGCAGAACUACUUCAGUGAAACGGAAGGAGAAGAAACAAAGAGAUAAAUUUGCUGAAGAUGGAGGUAAUAAUAAGAAGAAAAGCAAAGUAGAAAUUAACACGAAAAGGAGUCCAUUGCAAUUGGAAGGUCAGAAGUAUUCUUCGCUGCAAGAAGAUCUAAAUUCUGAUUCUAAGAAAUGUGACGAGUUGGCACAAGUUGACAGCGAUGAUGAAUGUAUUGUUCUCGAACAGCCCAAGAAUAAAUGUGAAGUAAUAAACCUGGAUGAUGAUGAUGAGGAACAGAGUGCCCCUAAUCCAGAACAUCAUAACAUGCAACUUGUCCUAGAACUGGAAGAGUAUGUUCGCUCCGGGCUUCUCUCGCAAUGGGAGGAAAGCUCGGAUGAAGAUGAUGUAAGUGGAAGCAAGCGAGAAACCCUGAAGAAAAGCAACAAUGACCCCUAUGCUGAAGCAGCCAUGAGGGAGUACCCUCUGUUCUUUGAGUUCAUUCCUCAAAAACCACAUUACAGAGGCUUCGUGAACUAUGAUGAAACUUUAGGAGAUCUACCUUACAGUGGAUUAUGGUUUUUGCUAAUUGGCUUGGCUAAGGAGGUGCUCAGGACGUCAUGUGAUACAGAUGCUUCUGAAAUUACAUAUCUGAUGAAGAAAGCCCAGCAUUUAGAGCAACUGGGUUUCAACGUGAAGCAUCUCAUUGCCCGCUUAAAGGAGCCACAAAUCAGGCUUAGGAAGCUUCAAGAUUCUAGAGCAAGGCUUGAGCAUGCUCGUGAGGAAGAGGAGGGCAACGUAGUUGAGUCUCUUUCAAGUCAUCUGAAUAAACUGAAAGGCAACAUAAAAACGAUGGAGAGGCAUCUGGAUGGAAAGAAGCAAGCUUUCAUUUCAAAUGUACAUGAUAAAUUGAAUGAAGGAAUUAAUCUUGUCAGUUUGGAAAACGAAGUAGAAACUGCUGAAAAAUAUUGUCAGGCAAUGAAGGAUGAAGUAGCUGCAAUGAGAAUGAGGUACUCAGAUUCUGGAGUUUAG